UCCCUCUUUACUCCGUCGUUUUUCUUCUGAAGAAAAAAACUCAGUUUCAGUUUCUAUUGAGACCCAAUUCUUUCUCUUCUCGAUUCUUAUUUUGCCCCAUGGACUUGGAGUCAGUUUACGAAAUUGACCUUGUCGCCGGAUUCAUCUCCGGUAAAGGCUUCCGCCGAGUUGCUCUUCAGUUCCCUGAUGAACUAUUGAAAGAUUCAACGAGGAUAGUGUCUGCUCUACAUGAAAAACUUCGCUUAUUCAACCAGUUACAUACUGGAAGUAAUGGAGAUGCAAAGGAUGUUAGGCUGUAUGUAAUGGCGGACACUACGUAUGGAAAUUGCUGUGUUGAUGAAGUUGGAGCAUCUCAUGUCAACACGGACUGCGUUAUCCAUUAUGGUCAUACUUGCUUCAGUCCGACAUCGACUCUUCCCGCUUUUUUUGUCCUUGGGAAAGCUUCACUAAAUGUGCCACUUUGUGCUCAAAAGCUUUGCGAGUAUACAAUAAAAGCCGGCAAACCUAUUUUGGUUCUUUAUGGGCUUGAAUAUGCACAUGCAAUCACAGAAAUCAAAGCAUCAGUUGGUACUCAAUCAUGCUUCAAAGUGGAAUUUUGUUAUGCUGAUACUAUGUCUCCAGUUAUAACUCCAUCAGAAACUUUUUGCUCAAUGAAUGGGCAACCAAAACUAAGUGAUGGUCAAUGUGCAAAUAGCUGUACUACUGAGGAGAACAAUGCACCAUAUCGUAUUGGAGGGUUGACGUGGUCGUUACCUGUGGGACACAGGAUUGAGGACUAUUUACUUUUCUAUGUUGGUUCAGAUGACUCAGCCUUUGCAAAUAUAUCAAUGACAUACAAUACUUGUGAAAUAGUCAGAUAUGAUGCUACGGAAGACCUUUUGGUGAAUGACUUUUCUCAGCAGAAAAGGAUUCUUAAGCGUAGGUACUUUCUUAUUGAGAAAGCAAAAGAUGCUAGCAUCAUAGGGAUCUUGGUAGGGACACUUGGAGUAGCUGGUUACCUCCACAUGAUUCAUCAGAUGAAAGACUUGAUUACCCGAGCUGGGAAGAAAGCCUAUACUUUUGUUAUGGGGAGACCUAACCCUGCAAAACUUGCCAACUUUCCUGAGUGCGAUGUCUUCAUUUAUGUUUCUUGUGCACAAACUGCUCUAUUGGAUAGUAAAGAGUUCUUAGCUCCAGUUAUUACUCCUUUUGAAGCAAUGAUUGCUUUCGGCAGAGGAAGUGAAUGGACUGGGGCUUAUGUAACCGAGUUUCGGGAUUUGAUUACUUCUUCCCCCAUGGAAGUGAAAGACCAGUCAGAAGCACGAUUUUCUUUCAUUGAGGGUGGAUAUGUGGAAGAUUUUGAGCAGCAAGAUGUCGAAGAAGAUGUCGAAGAUGGAGUUUCUGCUUUAGUGAACAUCACAGAGAAGGCUCUGCAUGUUCGUGACAAGGCCACUCAUUCUCUAAUGAAUGGAACAGCUAAAUCUGGGGCAGAGUACUUCGCAGCUAGGUCGUUUCACGGCCUUGACAUUCAUACUGAAAAUAAUUUUCCCGAGCCAUUUUUAAUUGGUAAAAGUGGGAGAGCAUCAGGGUACAAGAAUGAGACUACAGAGUAAAAGUAAAUUUUGUGAUGAUUCCUGCCAGCUAAUGCUAACUUGUUUCGGACGAGGUGUAGUUAUUGACUAUUCCUGCCAGCUCGAGGUGAAAACUAGAUGCAUCAAAAGGAACCACUAUACAUACAUUCAAAGCUAAAUUUUUAGAGAGGCAGCAGAUCGCCAAAGGAACCCUAAAGAUUGUAUUAACUGUUACCGUUCUUAAAAAUAAUGUUUGGACUGCAUCUGCUCUCUAGUUUUAGUGUAAUCUGUUAUAUAGGAGCAGAUGUUUAUCUUUACUUUCUUGUAGUUUUUUGCUGCAUUUUCUUGAUGCUUUUGAAUGAAACUACUUUACUUCAUCAAAAAAUGAUUGUAAUAUCAGCGGCUAUUCUUGC
Messenger RNA from Nicotiana tabacum (common tobacco), 1963 nucleotides. RefSeq lists its product as uncharacterized. Gene Ontology annotation, biological process: protein histidyl modification to diphthamide. Gene Ontology annotation, molecular function: 2-(3-amino-3-carboxypropyl)histidine synthase activity. The record is from RefSeq and is a predicted model, not a curated record. NCBI's taxonomy places the organism in Eukaryota, Viridiplantae, Streptophyta, Magnoliopsida, Solanales, Solanaceae.